Molecule: messenger RNA, 2797 nt
Organism: Rhinolophus ferrumequinum (greater horseshoe bat)
Lineage: Eukaryota; Metazoa; Chordata; Mammalia; Chiroptera; Rhinolophidae
Gene: PRKCD
Product: protein kinase C delta
Exons: 18
Coding region: 245-2275 (676 amino acids)
Biological process (GO): protein phosphorylation
Molecular function (GO): ATP binding; diacylglycerol-dependent serine/threonine kinase activity
Source: RefSeq, a predicted model, not a curated record
CGCCCCGCCCCCUUGUACUUCCGUGUGCAGCGGCGCGGGAGGCGGCGGCCCUGGGAUCCCCGGAGCGACCCCCGGCACCCGCCGGUCGCGCCGAGGCGGGGACGGUACUUCACCCGCCGCCGGGCCCGUCCGGGUCUGGCCCCACCAAGACCCACGUCUGAGCGCACGCCCAGGAGCCGCGCCGGGAGCCGGACCCCAGCUGCCGCGACCCCUGGCGCCUGGCCCUGCGCUUGGAGGCCCCAUCAUGGCACCGUUCCUGCGCAUUGCCUUCAACUCCUACGAGCUGGGCUCCCUGCAGGCCGCGGAUGAGGCAAACCCCCCCUUCUGUGCUGUGAAGAUGAAGGAGGCACUCAGCACAGAGCGCGGGAAAACGCUGGUGCAGAAGAAGCCCACCAUGUACCCGGAGUGGAAGUCCACGUUUGAUGCCCACAUAUACGAGGGCCGCGUCAUCCAGAUUGUGCUCAUGCGGGCAGCUGAGGAGCCAAUGUCCGAGGUGACAGUGGGCGUGUCAGUGCUGGCCGAGCGCUGCAAGAAGAACAAUGGCAAGGCCGAGUUCUGGCUGGACCUCCAACCCCAGGCCAAGUUGUUGAUGUCUGUACAGUAUUUCCUGGAAGACGGAGAUUGUAAGCAGUCUCUUCGGGUUGAAGACGAGGCCAAGUUCCCAACAAUGAUCCGCCGUGGAGCCAUCAAACAGGCCAAAAUUCACUACAUCAAGAACCACGAGUUUAUCGCCACCUUCUUUAGGCAGCCCACCUUCUGUUCUGUGUGCAAAGAUUUUGUUUGGGGUCUCAACAAGCAAGGUUACAAAUGCAGGCAAUGCAACGCUGCCAUCCACAAGAAAUGCAUCGACAAGAUCAUCGGCCGGUGCACCGGCACAGCCACCAACAGCCGGGACACCUUAUUCCAGAAAGAACGUUUCAACAUUGACAUGCCGCACCGAUUCAAGGUGUACAACUACAUGAGCCCCACCUUCUGUGACCACUGUGGCAGCCUGCUCUGGGGGCUGGUGAAGCAGGGGUUGAAAUGUGAAGACUGUGGCAUGAAUGUGCACCAUAAGUGCCAGAAGAAGGUUGCCAACCUCUGCGGCAUCAACCAGAAGCUCUUGGCCGAGGCGUUGAACCAAGUCAGCCAGAGAUCCAGCCGGAAGUCAGACACAGAGUCUGCAGAGCCUGUUGGGAUCUACCAGCAUUUCGAGAAGAAGCCAGGAGUCUCUGGAGAUGAUGCCCCAGCAGAUAAUGGCACCUAUGGCAAGAUCUGGGAGGGCAGCACCAGGUGCAACAUUGAGAAUUUCAUCUUCCACAAGGUCCUGGGCAAAGGCAGCUUCGGGAAGGUGCUGCUUGCCGAGCUAAAGGGCAAAAAGGAGUUCUUCGCUGUCAAGGCCCUCAAGAAGGAUGUGGUUCUGAUCGACGACGACGUGGAGUGCACCAUGGUGGAGAAGCGGGUGCUGGCGCUCGCCUGGGAGAAUCCCUUUCUCACCCACCUCUUCUGCACCUUCCAGACCAAGGACCACCUGUUCUUCGUGAUGGAGUUCCUCAACGGUGGGGACCUGAUGUAUCACAUCCAGGACAAAGGCCGCUUCGAGCUGUACCGCGCCACGUUUUAUGCAGCCGAGAUAGUGUGUGGACUACAGUUUCUACACAGCAAAGGGAUCAUUUACAGGGACCUCAAGCUGGAUAACGUGAUGCUGGACCGGGAGGGCCACAUUAAGAUUGCCGACUUUGGGAUGUGCAAGGAGAACAUCCUGGCGGAGAAACAGGCCAGCACCUUCUGUGGCACCCCUGACUACAUCGCCCCCGAGAUCCUGCAGGGCCAGAAGUACUCGUUCUCUGUGGACUGGUGGUCCUUCGGAGUCCUUCUCUACGAGAUGCUCAUUGGUCAGUCCCCCUUCCAUGGUGACGACGAGGACGAACUCUUCGAGUCUAUCCGUGUAGACACACCGCAUUACCCCCGCUGGAUCACCAAGGAGUCCAAGGACAUCCUGGAGAAGCUGCUUGAAAGAGAUCCAACCAAAAGGCUGGGAGUGACUGGGAAUAUCAAAACCCACCCCUUCUUCAAGACCAUCAACUGGACGCUGCUGGAGAAACGUCAGGUGGAGCCACCCUUCAAGCCCAAAGUGAAAUCCCCUGGAGACUACAGCAACUUUGACCAGGAGUUCCUGAGUGAGAAGGCACGCCUCUCUUACAGCGACAAGAACCUCAUCGACUCCAUGGACCAGACAGCAUUUGCUGGCUUCUCCUUCGUGAAUCCCAAAUUUGAGAGGCUCCUGGAGAAGUGAGGUUCCCAGAUAUGCCCCCAAACUCGUCCCAGCCAAGGAGCACCCACCCCCAGCCCAGGGAGAGCAGGCUUGGCCCCCCCCCUGCAUUGUCACCUGCCCGCCCCCCACAAUAAGCAACAGUGUGACUGUGGUGAUUUCUGCUGCUGCCCCACCCCUCCCCCACGAGGGGCCUUGGCUCCUGUCUGGCUGGUCUCUUAAUGGUACUUCCUCUGUGAACCGUGUGAAUUUGCUUUUCCUCUGCCCUCAGAGGGAAACUGUAAAUCCUGUGUUUCAUUACUUGAAUGUAGUUAUCUAUUGAAAAAAUAUAUAUAUAUAUGCAUAUUAUACAUAUAUAAUAGGCUGUACAUAUUGCUCAGUAGAGAAAAAACAUGGACUGGUAAUGUGUUGAUCUUUUAAAAAAAUAUAUAUAUAUACAUAUAUAUGUAUAUAUAUAUAUAUAUAUGUAUAUAUAUAUGAGCAUAAGCUGUUUGAACCACCGGGUUCUUUUAUUUGUAUGUCUAAAUAAACACCAAAUGGUACUGA